CAAGCGGAGUCGCGCGCCGGGAGCUACGUAGGACAGAGAAGUCAUGGCUUCUCCGUCCAAAGGCAAUGACUUGUUUUCAUCCGAUGAGGAGGGCCCAGCGAUGGUGGCCGGGCCCGGCCCAGGGCCUGGGAGUGCCGAUGGGGGUGCCGAGGAGCGCCGCAUCAAGGUCUCCAGCCUGCCCUUCAGCGUGGAAGCGCUCAUGUCGGACAAGAAGCCGCCCAAGGAGGCGUCCCCAUUGCCGGCCGAAAGCGCCUCGGCAGGGGCCACCCUGCGGCCACUGCUGCUGCCUGGACACGGCGCCCGGGAAGCGCACAGUCCUGGGCCUCUGGUCAAGCCUUUUGAGACCGCCUCGGUCAAGUCGGAAAAUUCAGAAGACGGAGCAGCAUGGAUGCAGGAGCCCGGCAGAUACUCGCCGCCGCCAAGGCACAUGAGCCCCACCACCUGCACCCUAAGGAAACACAAGACCAAUCGGAAGCCCCGCACCCCCUUCACCACGUCCCAGCUCCUGGCGCUGGAGCGCAAGUUCCGCCAGAAACAGUACCUCUCCAUCGCAGAGCGCGCCGAGUUCUCCAGCUCUCUGAACCUCACAGAGACCCAGGUCAAAAUCUGGUUCCAGAACCGAAGGGCCAAGGCCAAAAGACUACAGGAGGCAGAACUGGAAAAGCUGAAAAUGGCUGCGAAACCUAUGCUGCCGUCCGGCUUCAGCCUUCCCUUCCCCAUGAACUCACCCCUGCAAGCAGCCUCCCUUUACGGAGCCUCCUACCCUUUCCAUAGGCCUGUACUUCCCAUCCCGCCCGUCGGACUCUAUGCCACGCCUGUCGGAUACGGCAUGUACCAUCUGUCCUAAGGAAAGCCAGACCCACAGACUCCACGAAGGCUGU
This is a messenger RNA of Castor canadensis (American beaver), 881 nucleotides long. RefSeq names its product msh homeobox 2 (gene Msx2). Gene Ontology annotation, biological process: embryonic morphogenesis; regulation of transcription by RNA polymerase II. The record is from RefSeq and is a predicted model, not a curated record. Gene Ontology annotation, cellular component: nucleus. Lineage: Eukaryota; Metazoa; Chordata; Mammalia; Rodentia; Castoridae. Gene Ontology annotation, molecular function: DNA-binding transcription factor activity, RNA polymerase II-specific; RNA polymerase II transcription regulatory region sequence-specific DNA binding.